Messenger RNA from Leucoraja erinaceus (little skate), 1818 nucleotides. RefSeq names its product POU domain class 2-associating factor 1. The record is from RefSeq and is a predicted model, not a curated record. The transcript is spliced from 4 exons. The coding region runs from base 1 to 912 and encodes 303 amino acids. Gene Ontology annotation, molecular function: POU domain binding; DNA binding. NCBI's taxonomy places the organism in Eukaryota, Metazoa, Chordata, Chondrichthyes, Rajiformes, Rajidae.
AUGGAAAUGAAGUGGGCAGCUUCUUCUGACCAGUCACAGCAGCGACCUUAUUUAGGUGUCCGUGUGAAAGAUCCCGUAAAGGAACUGCUUAAAAGAAAGAGAAAGAACGUUGAGAACACUAAUACAUCUCCCAGCAGCUCGAAUUUUACAAAGCAUAGAAUGCAUAAUUUUUGGAACGUUUGUUGGCAUCAGUGUUCACUGCCAAUCAAGGCUGAGAAUGUGUGUGUGUGCAUUUUUAAUUUCUUGCUGCUAUUUUCGUUCCUAUCUUCAGGACAUCCGGGGUUCCAUGAGACAGAUGCUGCUUCAUCACCAGUGCAACCUGCUGAGGAGGGAAGCUUUCACACUACAUGGCUGCCUCAGCCAUCCUCUGCCAGCCUCCAGCCGGUGUCACAGUGGUCACCUUGCCCCAGCUACCCCUCGCACGAUGCCGUCAACUCACCGUACAUGCAAGACAUGUGCAUGCAAGCUGCCUGUCCCAGCUACACAAUGCUGGGGCCCCCCUCGGUCAUGUCGUACAGCCCGCAACCAUUGCAGAGCAACUUCCCAGGGAACUGCCAGGUAGGAUACGUCUUGGGGUUUCCAUGCACUCACACCAAGGGUACAAUGAAUAGGGAACACCUUUCGAGGGCGCCCACACCAGCUGGUCUUCCGCAAAUGGAUCUCUCAGGCCAGCAGCAGUCCCUCAAUCACUCUCCUUGGUGUCAAACGCUCUCGGCUCUACCUGCACCAGGGACGCCCUGUCCGGCAAGCCCCUUGCCGUCUCUGCCGCCCCAGUUUGUGCCUCUGAACAUUUCCAGCCCUGAGCCUGGACUUCUGGAGCUGGAGGAUGCCAGGAGAACCAUUGCCAACAUGCCCAUUGAGAAGCUGCUGCAACAAGAUGAAGACAAUGACACGUAUGUUACUUUGUACUAGCAGCGGGGAGCCAGAAUGUCUAGGUUGAGUAGUGGUAGUGCAGAGAGCCACAGCUAUAUGGCCAUAGAGGAGGGUGCUAGAGACGGCUUGCAGCUUGUAACUCCUACUGAUGACAUGAAUUCUUGUCACAAAAGGGCACAAGGUGCUGGAGUAACUCAACAGAUCAAGCAGCAUCCCUGGAGAACAUGGAUAGGACUUCAAUCUGAAGAAGGGUGUCGACCUGAAAUGCCACCUAUCCAUGUUGAGUCUCAAGAAGGGUCUUAACCCGAAACGUCACUUAUCCAUGUUCUUCAGAGAUGCUGCCUGACGUGCUGAGUUACUCCAACAAUUCCUGCCCUUUUGUGUUUUAAUCAGAAUCUACAGUUCCUUGUAUCUAUCUAUAUACAUACUUAUCACAUUGCUUCUCGCAAGUUUAGGUGGAUGGAAGAGUAUGAAUAUUGACUUCUGUGACUACAAGUAAUGUUUGCUUUUGGUCUCUCUCCAUCCCUCCCCCUUCCUAGUUCUCCGAUCAGUCUGACUGACCUCCUGAUUAAAUUUUAUCUCUGUAUGCGUUCGUUGUCAACUUCUCAUAGCUAGCAAUGAUCUAUUCUACAUUUUCCUUGAUCUGCAUCUCAUUUCAUGUCUUGUUUUCACACCUUACACAUCCUUGCCUCUGUGUCUUCCUUUCCCCUGACUCUCAGUCUGAAGAAGGAUCUCGACCCGAAACAUCACCCCUUCUAUCCAGAGAUGCUGCCUGUCCCGCUGGGUUAAACCCCUGUCCCACUAUACGGGUUCAUUCCACGAGUUCUCCCGUGUUUGCCUUGAAUCGAACUCGGAGAUUUACGGUAAUGGCCGCUCGUCGGUACUCGGGGCUCUCGUGGACAUUUUUCAAUGUUGACAAAUCUUCACGAGUCUUCCCGAGCUUAC